GACAGCUCCUUCUACGUCUGCGGGGAAGCAGCAUAAGAGGAGAGAGCGCGGCGGCAGCGGGGGAGUCUGGGGGAACUUCGGUGGCAGCUACAGGCAAGCGGCGCUCUCGAGGUUGCCAAGCGGGGCGCGGAGCUGGUCGUCCACCCACUUGCAAAUCGAUACAAGCUGACUCUGCCGCGGCCACCUCAUUGACUCCUUGUGAACCUAUAUAAAGCGUGGCCAUGGAAUAGGUGAAGGAGACUAGACGGCGUGCGCGCCAGGGAGAAGAGGAAAAGCCAAGAGUAGCGGCGAAAGGCACUCCGCUGCGGGCAGCUCCUCUGCUCAGGAAGAAGAUAUCCGGGCCAUCUAAGGGACUGAGGCCAUCGGAGACAGGGAGUAAGUGGGGACCGUUUUCUCUUUUCCUGGGUUAUCCCCACAAGUACAAUGUACAAACUUCUAAGGUCUUCAGUGCUGAUCGGGCUGGUGGUGUUGAUGCUUUCAGCAGGGCAUUGUAAAGAGAAAUCAGAAUCUAAUGCGGGGCUGAAGGAAAGGCAAAACCUCCUAAAUCUGAUAAUGGAGAUCAUUCAAGAACUGAAAAAAUACCAUCUAGAAGAGGAUGAGGAAAAUGGAGUGCAGUACAAACAAGACUACCCACAUCUUGACCAAAGGGAAGUGCCUGACUAUGGAGCUUACUCAGAAGAACAGAAAGUUGAAAUAUUUCCUAGAGACCUGAGAAUGAAAGACAAAUUUUUAAACCAUUUGACAGGUCACCUUUACUUUGGUCCAAAAUGCACUAAACACUUUCAUAGACUUUAUCACCAUACAAGAGAUUGUACCAUACCUGCAUACUAUAAAAGAUGUGCCAGGCUCCUUACUCGGUUGGCAGUAAGUCCAAUGUGCAUGGAAGGAUAAGAUGCUACUAUUAUGAAAGGAAAAAAACAUAUAAAAGAACCAAGAGAAGUGCCUUGGAAACUAACAGGGAAAUUGAAUUUAACAUUUUUGUAAUAUAUGGCAUUAUGAACCAGAGAUUUAUUUUUGCAAAUUGAUGGACUACUUCUCAUAAAUCUUUAAACAUGUGUUUUGUAUCCUGUCAUCACUGUUUACAGACACAUUCUUUAUAGUGAAAAACUACCAAAAGUAACUUAACAUAUUUUAUGCUUUAAAGUUGCCCUACAACAAUUGUGUUGUACUGCCAAAAAAGUAACAAGCACCAUGUUUUCAAGUACAGACAUUUUUCCCUUAAGAGACUUUAUAGCACCCUGUCAAGGAAACCUGCCUGUGGAGGAAGCAUCAUUUGAUAUCUUUCUUGCUUAUGCAAUUUAAAAUGUUACAUUACAAACUUUUCAUAAAGUUGUUAUGCUGGUGGACUACUAGACUGCAUGCCAUAGGCAAGGGAUGAACAUGUUUUAAGUUGGAUUCUGUAUCCACUCUAAAGUCACUUGUUUCCUGUAUAAUAGAAAUAUACAUUCCAGCUAAAUGUGCAAUAUGUAAAUAUUGUAAAUUCACAAAUAUAUGUAAUAAAAUGUUUUGUAUAUAAUUUGGUUCUUCAUGUUUAUUCCUUGCAUAUUCAAGUUUGGAAGAAAUUAUGCUUCUUAAGCAGAGGUAGGCAACUUGAUGCCUUCACGGUAUGAUGGACCACUAUUCCCACAAUACUUGACCAGUAUAUAUUCUGGAUGGAUUUCACAGGUUGCAACUCAAGUCUAAAGGGCACUAACUGACCUCAAUACUUCUAAUGUAGGGUUGGCCAUGAGCACUAUGCAAUUAAAUACAAAAUAGUUCUAAUUAAAAUUAAUUUUAAAGUAACAUGGCACUGCAAAGUGAUGGUAGUCAGCUGCCCCAGGUGUAUCUGAGGGCAUGUUUCAAACACUAAACUUGCCAAACAGCUCUUUCAGAGUGAUACCCGAUUGCCUACUCAAUAAUGGUAUCAUGCUUCCCAACCUACCAGUUACUAUGAUGUUAACUCUAAAUCUGCUUCACCUACUUUCACUGCAAAAUAGGUAAUACCACUUUCAAGCUAGGUAAAAUCUUAGAAUUGGAAGACAGCAUUUUGGUCACUGAUUUGAAACUCUUACUCAGUUCAGAUAUCCAAGGUAAAGUAUCCUUAACUGAUGGCUCCUCAGCCUUUGCUUGAAUACAUACAGGGAAGGAGAACCUAUUAUCUGCCUAGGCAAUUGGUUCCAUUUUCAAACUUUUCUUACUGAAAGAUAAGAAACCCACUUCUCUAUAACUUAAGAUAAUUAUUCUGUACCCUGCACAAUGGGAAAACAGGCAUUUUCUGUUUGUCUGAAACAUUACUAAAAUGUGAUGUUCAGAAUUG
Messenger RNA from Candoia aspera, 2296 nucleotides. RefSeq names its product ALK and LTK ligand 2 (gene ALKAL2). The coding region runs from base 424 to 891 and encodes 155 amino acids. The record is from RefSeq and is a predicted model, not a curated record. Gene Ontology annotation, molecular function: receptor signaling protein tyrosine kinase activator activity; receptor tyrosine kinase binding. NCBI's taxonomy places the organism in Eukaryota, Metazoa, Chordata, Lepidosauria, Squamata, Candoiidae. Gene Ontology annotation, biological process: positive regulation of ERK1 and ERK2 cascade; positive regulation of ERK5 cascade. The transcript has 6 exons.